Molecule: messenger RNA, 693 nt
Organism: Suhomyces tanzawaensis NRRL Y-17324
Lineage: Eukaryota; Fungi; Ascomycota; Pichiomycetes; Serinales; Debaryomycetaceae
Product: acetyltransferase
Exons: 1
Coding region: 1-693 (230 amino acids)
Molecular function (GO): acetyltransferase activity
Source: RefSeq, a predicted model, not a curated record
AUGACCCAAUCUAUCAACACCGAGCUCGUCAAAUACGCCUACGAAAACCUCAACAACCUCCCCAAGGGACUCGAGUACGAGAAAAUGAUCCUGUCGGUGCCGUACAACUGCUUUUCGCCCGAAUUGGUACGUGCUCGGACAGUGGCACACGAAGAUGCGUUGGACUACGGAGCCAUCCGUCUCAAGCACUACGAUUACGAUCCUGAAAAAUACGCCAAGGCCAGGCUCGACCACUUGAGAAAGAUCUUUGGCAGUGUGGAAGACGACGUCUUCAUGGAAGCCCCCUUCUACGUGGACUACGGCUGCAAUGUCAAGAUCGGAAAGCACUACUACGGCAACUUCAACAUCACAUUUUUGGACUGCACCUUGAUUACUCUCGGUGACAAUGUGAUGUGUGCCCCCAACGUGACCUUCACCACCGCCACCCACCCCACCGACCCACAGCAGAGAUUGGAUGGCGUGGAAUACGCCAAGCCCAUCACUGUUGGUAACAAUGUGUGGUUUGGUGCUGGUGCCACCAUCUUGCCCGAUGUGACCAUUGGAGAUGGUGUGGUGGUUGGUGCAGGUGCUGUUGUGAACAAAAGCAUUCCUGCCAACGCUGUGGUGGUGGGAUGUCCUGCCAGAGUGAUCAAGAUCAUGCAGCCUUCCGACAACAAGGUGGAGGUGGCUAGGGAGGUGGGCACUGUUGUGUAA